AUGAGCUCCGAGACAGGUCCUGCAGUUGUUGAUCCUACUCUGAGGAGAAGAAUUGAACCGCAGGACUUUGAAGUCUUCUUCGACCCGAGGGAACUUCGCAAAGAGACCUGUCUGCUCUAUGAGAUCAGCUGGGGCGGAAGGAACAGUGUCUGGCGGCACACCAGCCAAAACACCAACAAACACGUUGAAAUCAAUUUCAUGGAAAAAAUGACUUCAGAAAGAUACUUUUCUCCAUCCACCAGGUGCUCCAUCACCUGGUUCUUGUCCUGGAGUCCCUGUGGGGGAUGCUCCAAGGCCAUUAUAGAAUUUUUGAGCCGACACCCCAACGUGACUCUGUUUAUUUACGUAGCCCGGCUUUAUCACCACACGGAUGAGCGAAACCGGCAGGGGCUCAGGGACCUCAAGAGCAGAGGUGUGACUAUCCAGAUCAUGACCGAGCCAGAGUACUGUUACUGUUGGAGGAAUUUUGUCAACUACCCACCUUCAAAUGAAGUUUAUUGGCCAAGGUACCCAAAUCUGUGGAUGAAGUUGUAUAUACUGGAACUCUACUGCAUCCUUCUAGGACUUCCACCCUGUUUAAAGAUUCUAAGAGGACACCGACACCAGCUUACGUUUUUCACACUUACUCUCCAAGGUUGCCAUUACCAGAGAAUUCCACCCUACAUCCUGUGGGCCUCAGGAUUGAUAUGACUUCUGGGAGUUGGAGAUGAAUAAAACGACUCCUUGUAUGUGUACUGUUUUGACAGCAAGCCAUGAUGACCCAAUAAAAAGAGACUAUCAUGAAGAAUGUAGAGAUUGAGCUGAGGCUGGCACUCCUGGGUAGAGUACUAGUUAUAUGUGUGAGGCCCUGGGUUCAAUGCCCAGAACUUCCAGGAAAACAGAGAGAAUCUAGAAUGGAGCCAGGUAUGGUUAAUUACAAGAUUACGCUCCUGUAAUCCAAGCACCACUGAGGUAGGGGCACCAGCUC
This is a messenger RNA of Onychomys torridus (southern grasshopper mouse), 967 nucleotides long. It is a transcript of the gene Apobec1, whose product is annotated as apolipoprotein B mRNA editing enzyme catalytic subunit 1. Gene Ontology annotation, molecular function: zinc ion binding; RNA binding; cytidine deaminase activity. The record is from RefSeq and is a predicted model, not a curated record. Gene Ontology annotation, biological process: cytidine to uridine editing. Lineage: Eukaryota; Metazoa; Chordata; Mammalia; Rodentia; Cricetidae. The coding region runs from base 1 to 690 and encodes 229 amino acids. The transcript has 5 exons. Gene Ontology annotation, cellular component: cytoplasm; nucleus.